AUGGGCUACUCACUCAAGGACCGAAACGUGCUCGUCACGGCAGGCUCUCGUGGCCUCGGAGCUACAAUUGCGGAAAAGUUUGCAGCAGAAGGCGCAAACGUAGUGAUCAAUUAUGUAUCAAGUGAAGAUCGAGCGAAGGAGACGGAGGCAAAGAUCAACUCUCAAUAUGCGGUUAAGACCGCUAUUGUUCAGGGAGAUCUUGGAAUAAAAGAAGACUGUGUUAGAGUUGUCAAGACGGCCGUUGAAGUACUAGGUGGUCUUGAUAUUGUCAUCUCAAACGCUGGCUGGACGAAAUUUGCCCCCUUCGGCGACCUCGAUGCGUUGGAUGAGGAUGACUGGGAUAAGUGCUGGGCAGUCAAUGUCAAGGGCCACAUGCACACAUUCCGUGAAGCGCUCAAAACCUUCAACGCCAAUCCUGAUGGGGGUGCAUUCAUCAUUACGGCAUCCAUAGCGGGAUUGAUGCCUGGUGGAAGCAGCAUGCCAUAUUCAAUCACAAAAGCAGCCUUACUACACCUGACUAAAUGUCUCGCCAAGUCUCAGGGGCCUAAAGUUCGCGUUAAUGCCGUCUGUCCUGGAUUGUUGUUGACUGAAUGGGGCAGCCAGUUCUCGGAAGAAUAUAUGAAAAAUCACAUCAAUCAAACUGCACUGAAAAGAGUGGCCGAGCUAGAUGAUGCUGCAGACUUAUACAUAUCCCUCGCUAAGAACGCAUCCAUAACCGGCCAGUCAUUGGCCGUUGGUGAGUGCAUGCCAUUCUAA
Molecule: messenger RNA, 756 nt
Organism: Talaromyces amestolkiae
Lineage: Eukaryota; Fungi; Ascomycota; Eurotiomycetes; Eurotiales; Trichocomaceae
Exons: 9
Coding region: 1-756 (251 amino acids)
Molecular function (GO): oxidoreductase activity
Source: RefSeq, a predicted model, not a curated record